CACCAAUGAAUAAAUUUAGAGCCUUUUUCUCCUUCAACUGCAAUUCUCCCCCUCUCUCUCUCUCUCUCUCUCUCUCUCUCUCCGCAUCAAAGAACAGACCACAAACACAACGUUUGACUUAACUUUUAGAUCUUAAUUGUCUCUGUAAGUUUUCACCCUUUCUCUUUUAAUUUUCUUUUCCUUGAUUCAAGAUCUCCAAGUUUUGUUCUUUUUGUGUUUGUAUAUUUAUAUGCUCUUUAUGUAAUGGAUAGCAAUUACACUGCUAUACCCAAGAAUUCAAAUGUUGAAUUACAGUUGCAUCACCAUGAUGAUGGUCCUGAGAUCCCAAUUCAUCCAAGGAGAGCCCAUGUCGCAUUUGAUGAUGGGGACAGUUUUAGAGAUCCCAAGAUUCAAUCUUUUAAAAUUUUGGAUGAUGAUGUUGGUGGUGAUGAUGAUUUUGAUAUUGAUAAUUAUCCUUUGGUUGUUUCGAAACAACCAAGUAAUAAGGGGUCUGGGAUUUAUGGUGCUGUUUUUAAUUUAACUACUUCUAUUAUUGGUGCUGGGAUUAUGGCUUUACCAGCUACAAUGAAGGUUCUUGGAUUGAUUUUGGGGGUUUUGUUGAUAGUUUUGAUGGGUAUUUUGUCUGAAGUGAGUGUUGAAAUGUUAGUUAGGUUUUCCGUACUUUGUAAGGCUUCUUCAUAUGGUGAAGUUGUUCAAUGUGCUUUAGGGAAAACUGCUAAGGUUUUAUCUGAGAUUUGCAUAAUCGUGAACAAUGCUGGUGUUAUGGUUGUGUAUUUAAUUAUUAUUGGUGAUGUUAUGUCAGGAUCGCUUCAUCAUAUGGGGGUUUUUGAUCAAUGGUUAGGUCAUGGGAUGUGGGAUCAUAGGAAGUUGGUGAUUUUGAUCGUGGUGGUUGUUUUUCUUGCACCCCUUUGUGCAUUGGAUAAGAUUGAUUCUCUGAGCUUGACUUCAGCUGCUUCGGUGGCUUUAGCUAUCGUCUUUGUUGUGGUAUGCUUUAUCGUUGCUUUUAUUAAGCUCGUUGAAGGGAAAAUUCAGGUUCCAAGGAUGACUCCAGAUUUUGGUUCGAAGAAUGCUAUCUUAGAUUUGCUUGUGGUGAUUCCAAUCAUGACAAAUGCUUAUGUUUGCCACUUUAAUGUUCAACCUAUAUAUAAUGAGCUUGAAGGGAGGUCACCUCAGAAGAUGAAUCAGGUGGGCAGAAUUACAACUGUUCUUUGCGUUGGAGUUUAUGCUGCAACUGCUGUAUCAGGUUAUUUACUCUUUGGGAAGGAUACUGAAGCUGAUAUCCUGACUAAUUUUGACGCAGACCUUGGAAUUCCAUUCAGCUCUGCCCUGGAUUAUAUUGUCAGGGUUGGAUAUAUUUUUCAUUUGGUUCUUGUUUUUCCUGUUAUUCAUUUCUCUUUAAGGCAAACAGUAGAUGCCAUGGUGUUUGAGGGAUCAGCUCCACUUUCAGAGAGUAGGAAGAGAUCUUUGGCCUUGACCACAGUGCUAUUGGGGCUCAUAUAUUUUGGCUCUACCAUGAUUCCCAACAUUUGGACAGCUUUCAAGUUUACGGGGGCAACUACGGCAGUGUCAUUAGGCUUUAUAUUUCCACCUCUUGUUGCAUUGAAAUUGAGUUAUCGAGGGGAGGGUUUGAGUCAUAAAGAGAAGUUGUUAUCAUGGUCAAUGUUAAUUAUGGCAGCAGUAGUUAGCAUCGUUGGAGUGAUUGGAAAUAUUUAUAGCCUCGAAAGCCAAUCCAAAUGAUUUUCUUUUUAGUUAUUUGGUGGUAGUUACUACUAGGAAAGUUUUGGCAAUUUUCCAGAGUCAAGGCGGAUCAUACUGUCGCAAUUUCAUGUUUCUCUGGUACCUAUUCAUUUCAAAUAACCGAAUCAUAUCAGGAAAUAUUCUACUCCCUUGGCAAAAUGCUGCUUCAUGCAUUUUGUGAUAGGAGUUCAGACAAAGGCUUCAAAAAGAUCUGAGGGGUGUGGGUGAUGUUUCAGAAACAAUGAAUUGUCAGAGGAAAUGUGAUUGGCUGGUUCAGCAUCUGAAGCACGAUUAUGGAGAUACGUUUAGGGUCACCUACCUCAUGUAAGUCCAUUGAAAAAAAAAUUAUAAUUGAUGAUUCGGUUCCUACACAGUUUUUUUCUUUUUCCUUUUCUUUUGUAUAUUUCAACAGCAAAAAUGCUGCUAAAAUGAAUUCUUUUACCAGGAACUUUGUAGCCAUAACUCAUAAUGAAGGCAUUACAAAUUACUAUUUUUGAUUCACAA
Molecule: messenger RNA, 2241 nt
Organism: Ricinus communis (castor bean)
Lineage: Eukaryota; Viridiplantae; Streptophyta; Magnoliopsida; Malpighiales; Euphorbiaceae
Product: amino acid transporter AVT6E
Exons: 1
Coding region: 244-1737 (497 amino acids)
Biological process (GO): amino acid transmembrane transport
Molecular function (GO): amino acid transmembrane transporter activity
Source: RefSeq, a predicted model, not a curated record